AUGCUGAGAGUGAUCGACGAGGUUGAUGAUGAAGCAGAUUCCUUGGUGAAAAGAGCAAAAAAUUAUUACGAGAAAAAGCCAAAACUCAUUGCCAUGGUUGAAGAUUUAUACCGUUCUCAUUGCUCCUUGGCACAGAAGCAUGAUCUCUUAGUUAAAGCAUCAUCUUCACUGGAUCCGGACAGACAUAACUCAUCAACCAGCGACGAGUUACGUUCGGAAGAAACAGAGUCUGAAGUGGAUCAUGGUGAAGGAGACCAAAUUGCUGGAUGUGGCGAUGAUGAUGGUGAGACGAUGAAGGAAGAGUUGGAGAGAUUGAGAGAAGAAAACAGAGUUUACAAGGAGCUGAUGAUGAUGAGAGAGAAGAAGAGUGAAGUGGCUUCGUUGUCUACAAAUUCAAUAAUUAGGAUUUGCUUUCGUUUGCUUUUUGCUUCCAUUUCAGUUGAUGAUAUAUUUUUUUAUAGAGGUAAAAAAAAGGGACCUGUCAGACCGCCGUGCGACCACCCCGGCAAGGCUAGGCCGAGCCGAGUAACGAUCCUCUACAGCACCGGAAGAGUCCGAAGACGAUCGUGGCCGUUAAUCACGCUCAGAUCGCACGGUCAUGGUUCAUCAACCAGGGUGUGGGGCCUGUCUCCUUAG
Molecule: messenger RNA, 636 nt
Organism: Microthlaspi erraticum
Lineage: Eukaryota; Viridiplantae; Streptophyta; Magnoliopsida; Brassicales; Brassicaceae
Source: the annotation of a GenBank genome assembly